CCUUACACUUAGUACCUAGGUAUACACUAACUUCACCGUACGACGGAAUCGUCCUACGUCAAUGAAAUCUACCAAAUUUGCUUUUUGCCUUUCUCUCGUGUGAAUUAAAUAUCUUUGACCUUAUUCUAUCUUCUAUAUUAUUUAUAUUUCACCAUUUUUAUAUGUGACGAUUAGCGGAUCAAGUACCUCAUAAACAGGUGCCUAACCCAACUUAAGUUUACGGGUUGGAGCAACACCAAGGUUUGGACGUCCCUUUAUAGGAAAGCUACCCCUACCUACCUAAUGCUUGCUUGCUGUCGAACAGAAGUUUAAAUUUAAAAGACAAGGUUGUAUUUUGCCGAGCCGCUAAGAGAUGGCUCAGCAAGAUACAGAUUUAGAUAUAGCAUCGGCUUAUCGAGAGAUCUACCGCGCAAAGUUUCAAGACGACGUUCGGACGGGAGUCAAAAAGCCUUUCUUGGUCCCCCUGUACUUGCUCAGCUACUGGGUUAUACCGGUUGUCUAUCUCGCUAUACCGCAUAAGAACCGACCGCGGUUAUACCAAGCUAGAUGGCUUUUUCUUGCUCUUACUGUGACCCUCAAUGUCUAUACCAUACUUAACGUCUCGAGCCACAACUUCGCUUCUGCUUAUGGUGCCGGCCUGAUUGGUUCUUGGGGCAUCGUGUGGAAUUUCACCUUGCUUGUUUGGACGAAACCGCAGUGGGAAGCUAAGCGGGUGGAUAUUCGAAGGAAGGAAAAGCCACAAGAUGCGGAGAGGACUCGAGAUGACGAGUCAGGCGUUUCUGCACCUUUUCCACCAGAAAAUGGCCAUACUGCUCACUCUGCAAGUGCAACUGGCUUGGAAUUAAACGGGAAUGGAUCCGCUCAUAAUCGUAAAGAAGGGAAAGCUCAUGCUGUCAGCCCCAAACCAGCCUCGGAACAAACAGAGUUGUCGGAUGAAUUAAGGAAGAUCCUCUUAGACGCAGUACCUUCGUUGCGUAAAUGCGAAAGCGACGACGAAAUACUCGUCGAGUUAAAGAAGCUAGCAGCAGAGCAGGAAUUCGAAUACUACUGGCAGGAAUACCCAGCCGACGCUUCUCUCUGGACCAGGCUAGACUGGGCUUUCGAUAUCGCCAACGCGUUCCGCAUGACAGGCUGGAACUGGGCAAUUCCCUGCCUACCGCCUUACCAUCUCCCCCCAACCAUCCACGGCUACCAAUUACCCCUAAGCGCCACGGGCCCCCACCACAGCAAGCAGGGCUACACGCGGCAGGUCUCCCUCCGAUCCUUCUUCCUCACGCGGCUGUUCCGCGACAUCGUCCCGGCGUACCUCGUCGUGGACUUCUGCGCCGUCCACAUGACCGCCGACCCGUACUUCGUCCUCGGGCCCGAGCACGCCGACCUCGCCCCCCUCCCCCCGCACCUAUCCUCCCUGUCCCCCCUCACCCUCUCCGCCUACCGCACCGCCCUCUCUUUCCUUGGCACCCUCUCCGCCCUGCAGCUGGUCUUCUCCUUCGGCGCCCUGGCGCUGGCCUUCCUCCCCCCGCUCCCCCGCAUCCUCCGCCUCCGCGCGCACCCCUGGCACCUCCCCUCCGCCGUCGGCUCCUUCGCCCAGGUCCUCGACCGCGGCCUGCCCGGCUUCUGGGGUAGCUGGUGGCACCAGACCUUCCGGUUCGGCUUCGCCGCGCCCUCGCGCUGGCUCGCCCGCCGCCGCCGCCUCCGCCCCGGCUCCCCCGCGCACCGCCUCCUCGCCUUCGCCCUCGCCUUCGUCCAGUCCGGCUUCCUGCACGCCUCGGGGAGCUACAGCACCGUGCCCCCACGCUCGAGGUGGUGGCUCCCCCCGCUGUUCUUCGCCCUCGCGGCCGUCGGGUCCGCGCUGCAGACCUGGCUGGCCCGCCGGGUCCUCGCGCCGCCGAUACGGCGCAUGCCGCGCUGGAUCCGGAGGCUGGGGAACCUGGCCUUCGCGCUGGCGUGGAUGUGGGCGACGGGCUGGGUGCUCGUGGACGAUUUCGGCCGCUGCGGGCUGUGGCUCUUCGAGCCCGUGCCUGUGUCCGUCUUUCGGUGGCUGGGGUACGGGCCGACGCGGGACCGCCGUGUGUGGAGGUACGAGAGGGAUUUCUGGCCGAAGUGGUACUGGGGGAAGCAUUGGUGGGACAGCGGGCUUGGAAUCUAAAAUAUUAGAGUUUGAAGAAAAAAAAAUCAUUUUGGUUGACAUAGAAUAACAGACAGAGCACGGCCCGAUGCGCGCGUGUAGAACGGUUAACGGGGUA
Molecule: messenger RNA, 2246 nt
Organism: Daldinia caldariorum
Lineage: Eukaryota; Fungi; Ascomycota; Sordariomycetes; Xylariales; Hypoxylaceae
Product: membrane bound O-acyl transferase family-domain-containing protein
Exons: 2
Coding region: 353-2149 (598 amino acids)
Biological process (GO): lipid metabolic process
Source: RefSeq, a predicted model, not a curated record